Messenger RNA from Melospiza melodia melodia, 1337 nucleotides. It is a transcript of the gene NPM2, whose product is annotated as nucleophosmin/nucleoplasmin 2. Gene Ontology annotation, molecular function: chromatin binding; histone binding; RNA binding. The coding region runs from base 526 to 1221 and encodes 231 amino acids. Gene Ontology annotation, biological process: chromatin remodeling; positive regulation of DNA replication. The record is from RefSeq and is a predicted model, not a curated record. The transcript has 10 exons. Gene Ontology annotation, cellular component: cytoplasm; nucleolus; nucleoplasm. Lineage: Eukaryota; Metazoa; Chordata; Aves; Passeriformes; Passerellidae.
GGUGUGAGGGGACACAGGAGAACACAUCGGGGAACAUGGAGGGGACACGAGUAACAUCAAGGGACAUGGAGGGCAACACGGGGGGACAUGAAGGGGACACGGGUGGCAUCGAGGGACACGGCACAACACGGGGCACAUGGAGGGGACACGUGGGGACACGAGGAGCAUAGGGACACGAGGUGACAUGGAGGGGCCAACACGGGGGGACACGCGAGGCAAGGGGACACGGGUGAUGUGAGGGGACACAGGACAAUAUCGGGGGACACGGAGGACAUCAAGAAACAGAGGGUGACAUCGAGGGACACGGGGUGACAUGGAGGCGACACGGGUGACAUCGAGGGACACCCAGGAUGAGGCCACCACCACAGCGAUGUCCCCACACGGUGACCCCUGUCACACAGCGCGGGGGGUGCUGGGGCUCCCACGCUCAUUAACCCCACACCGGAGCAGUUCAUUAACAAAUUCCAGCGCGGCUGCUCCUAAUUACCCUGGGGGGGGGUGGGCGGAGUCCCUGUGACCCCAUAAAUGCCGCUCGGGGGUGGCCCCGCUGUUUGUGGGAUCCCCUUGGGCUUCAGAACCGCGGCGCUGCUUUGGGCUGUGCCACCCCCGAGCCGUGUCCCCUCCCCAGCCAUGUCCUUCACGGACAGCACCGACAGCGGCUCCGACAGACCCGUGUCCGUCCUUUGGGGGUGCGAGCUGACCAGCGCCAGGAGCUCCUGCACCUUCCAAGUGAGCGAGGAUUGGAACUGCGAGCAGCAGCUGGUGCUGCGCACGGUGUGCCUGGGGGAGGCGGCCCGGGAUGAGUUCCACGUGCUCGAGGUGGUGGCCGAGGGCGGCGAAGGCCGCGCCCCGCUGCCGCUGGCCACGCUCAAACCCUCGGUGCUGCCCAUGGCCUCGCUGGCCGGAGUGGAGCUGAGCCCCCCGGUGACCUUGCGCCUGCGAACCGGCUCGGGGCCCCUCUUUGUCAGCGGCCAGCACGUGUCCAUCAUGGACCUGAGCUCGGAUGAGGAUUAUGAUGAUGAGGAGGAGGAAGAAGAGGAAGCAGCAGUGCAAGCCCCCAAGAAGCCCCCCAAGGGCUCAGGUGCCCAGAAGGGCAGAACAACCAAGAAAAGGAAGUGGGAAAAGGAGGAGGAGCCCAGGAACAGCCUUGUCCCCCCACGUGCCUCCCCAGCCAAGGGACGCGGAGCCGGCCGGGGCAGGAAAAGAGCAGCGAAAAAAUGACGGGAAUUAUUGGGGAAUUCUGGGAAUUCCAUCCAGGUGCCUGGAAGCAGCAGCAGCAGCAGCUGCUGGUGGUGGUGUUGUUCCCUAUUAAAUAAAGCACAUUUUGCACUCCUGGA